AUGCACCCAGAACGAGCUAGAGGUAUCCUGAUCUCCUGGUAUUAUCUUGAGAUCCGAACUAUCAUCCAACUUGGUAUUCUAACUGUCACAGUUAUCAUCCUCAUCAUCAUUCUUGACAGCCAGAUACGAGUCCUUCCAGCUUCGAUACAUGACCACCUACCAUCCCAUCACCCCGGCCUCGUCCUUACAGAACUUACGAUAGCAACUUGUUCCACCUUAAAUGUGUUUUCAAGUUGCACCUUAGACCCGAAAAUAUGGCAUCGCAUCGAAAAGGAUCUAUAUCUUGGUCAGGGGUGGACCUCGAAAGCAUACUUGCAUGUGCAGCGAAAGAAGGGGACAGAGCUUCUUCCAACGGAUAAGAUUGUUGUUGACCUAAAAAUGGGCAGGCUGGACCCUGGUGCCGGAACUGAUAAAAAAUGGGAAUCAAGGCCUGGAGGUAUUUGGAUACUGAGGCAACCACACUCAAUCGAUUCGCAAAAGUCCAUUACAUCUGUAGAUGUUUUGUUUGGUCCGGAUGCUGUUGACCCUCGGCCUAACUGGGAGUUAAAGGAUAUUCCCCUCCUGUUAGAUUCUAAGAGCGAGGCAAGGUUGACCAUAAGGCGAGGGCAGGGCGGGAAGAUUGAACAACCAGUCCCGAGAAUUAGAAAAGAUGGAAAAUUUAAAAUUAUGCAAGCCGCUGAUUUACACCUGGCUACGGGCCUUGGGCAUUGUCGGGAUCCGGUUCCAAAGGUAGAUGAGGAUAAAUGCGAGGCAGAUCCUAGGACACUGGAGUUUAUUGAUAAGCUACUGGAUGAAGAAAAGCCAGAUCUGGUGGUGUUAAGCGGCGAUCAGGUCAAUGGCGACACGGCACCGGAUACCGAAACAGCAAUAUACAAAUUUGCCGAUCUUUUCAUCAAGCAUAAAAUUCCGUAUGCUGCUAUAUUCGGGAAUCAUGAUGACGAAGGAAACCUUGAUCGGCGUUCACAAAUGGCUCUCAUGCAACAUCUACCCUACAGUCUCUCUAAACCAGGGCCUGAAGAAAUAGACGGCGUUGGAAAUUAUAUUGUGGAAGUCCUCGGAAAAGGGUCAUCUUCUGCUUCAGCACUAACGCUUUACCUCCUCGACACCCACAAAUAUACUCCUGAUGAGAGAAAAUAUCCUGGAUACGACUGGCUGAAACGAAGUCAGAUAAAGUGGUUUAGGUCAACAGCUGAAGGACUUCGAACGGCACAUAAAAAAUAUACACACAUCCACAUGAACUUAGCAUUCAUCCAUAUCCCUUUGCCGGAAUAUCGAAACACCGAAAACUUCUUUGCCGGAAACUGGACUGAGCCGCCAACAGCUCCUACUUAUAAUUCCGGAUUUAAAGAUGCUUUAGUGGAGGAGAAUGUGGUCAUUGUCAGUUGUGGACAUGACCACGUAAACGACUAUUGCAUGCUUGAGAAAGAUAAAAAUGGUCAACCAGCACUAUGGAUGUGCUAUGGUGGUGGUGCUGGAUUUGGUGGAUACGGCGGAUACAAUGACUACGUCCGCCGUAUUAGGUUCUUUGAUAUCGACAUGAAUGAGGCUCGAAUUAUGUCGUAUAAGCGACUUGAAUGGGGUAGAACUCAAGAACGAAUCGAUGAAACCAUGCUAGUCGAUGCCGGUAGAACAGUUGGACCAGGCAAUUGA
This is a messenger RNA of Microsporum canis CBS 113480, 1650 nucleotides long. RefSeq names its product phosphatase DCR2. Gene Ontology annotation, molecular function: phosphoprotein phosphatase activity. The transcript has 3 exons. The coding region runs from base 1 to 1650 and encodes 549 amino acids. NCBI's taxonomy places the organism in Eukaryota, Fungi, Ascomycota, Eurotiomycetes, Onygenales, Arthrodermataceae. The record is from RefSeq and is a predicted model, not a curated record. Gene Ontology annotation, cellular component: cytoplasm.